This is a messenger RNA of Hippocampus zosterae (dwarf seahorse), 946 nucleotides long. It is a transcript of the gene znrd2, whose product is annotated as zinc ribbon domain containing 2. The record is from RefSeq and is a predicted model, not a curated record. Bases 121 to 840 code for a protein of 239 amino acids. Lineage: Eukaryota; Metazoa; Chordata; Actinopteri; Syngnathiformes; Syngnathidae. The transcript has 4 exons.
GAGCCGGAAGCCGUCGGGGGGCGGCAGCGGUCCAGAGCGGACGCUGGCCUCCGGCCGCGAGGAAAACGCUCGUGACGUCAUGACGCCGAACGUGCGUCCGGUGCCGCGCCGCGCAGCAACAUGUCGCUUCAUGGAGAGGAGGAAGACUUGGAGUGGGAGCCCCCCACCGAGGCCGAGAUGAAGGUGAUCCAGGCCCGCAGGGAGAGACAGGACCAGAUCAGCAAAGUCAUGGGCGACUACCUCCUCAAAGGCUACAAGAUGCUGGCCGAGUGCUGCGACGUGUGCGGCACCAUCUUGCUGCAGGACCGCACGCACAAGAAUUAUUGUGUCUCGUGUCAGGAGCUGGACUCUGAUGUUGACAAGGACAACCCUGCCCUCAACGCGCAGGCGGCGCUGUCCCAGGUGCGAGAGCGGCGCCUGGCGGCUCAGUCUCCGGCGUCGCCCGAUCCGGCCCACGUCAACGGCGACGCCGGCGGCCGCGGCGUGGCCGUCCCCCAGCCCCGACCCGAGCACUGCGAGGGGGCGGCGACGGGGGGCAGGGCCGCCCCUCCCGCGCCCCCGGCCCCGCCCGCGGCGGCCUCCCCCGCCGGCAUCAUCCCCGGGGGCGCCGGCGCCGCCCCGGGCUCGGCCGCCCCCCGGCCCCCGCCGCCCAGCGCCGCCUUGCGCCCGUUGCCCCGGCGUCCCGUGCUGCAGGACGCCGAGGAGGCGGUGCUGAGCAAAAUGCGCUGGGCCAGCAGCCAGCUGCAAACGUGCGCCUCCCUGGAGUCCAGCAUCCAGCUGUGCAACCUGAUCUCCAGCUGCGCCGCCACCCUGCGCAGCCUGCGGGAGAUCGGCCAAUGAGGGGCCUUUACCCUUUGAACUCUUGAGUGGGCGAGCCAGACCUCUGUUCUUUUUAUAAGUUAUUUUCUCUUUUCAAAUUGUUUGCCCAUUAAAGUGAUUCCGCCGA